Orbicella faveolata is the source of this 1502-nucleotide messenger RNA. RefSeq lists its product as uncharacterized. The record is from RefSeq and is a predicted model, not a curated record. Gene Ontology annotation, biological process: action potential; potassium ion transmembrane transport. NCBI's taxonomy places the organism in Eukaryota, Metazoa, Cnidaria, Anthozoa, Scleractinia, Merulinidae. Gene Ontology annotation, cellular component: membrane; voltage-gated potassium channel complex. Gene Ontology annotation, molecular function: delayed rectifier potassium channel activity; ligand-gated monoatomic ion channel activity.
CCAAUGAAUCGCUAGACGACGAAGUCCAUGGUAUGCUCAGAGACGUACUCUUGCCGUUCAUAACAGUUAAAUGCGGUGUUCGUCAUGCACAUGAACCAACAAAAUACCUUUUAGAAACAUUUCGAGCUGAUAGUGAAUUUCACAUGAUUGAGCUUCUGAGGCAAAACAAAGUCCACGUCGCUGCUCCUAUAUUCGAGUCCACAAACCGACGCUACAACGAAUUUUCCUUUUUCAAAAUCACUGAUUAUCCUGGGAGCGAGUUCAUCACUAGUGAAGAUGAAGCCUACAAGCUCAGUCUUGUCUUGGACGCAGUGCUGAAGUCUUGGUCAUUGUUUGCGGUGACUCUGAUACUCACGGCUAUUGCUGGAAUCAUUAUGUGGGCGCUGGACACCUACUGGAACAGUGAAGAGUUCCCACGUUCAUUCAUCAAAGGAUCUUGUGAUGGAUUCUGGUGGUCCUUUAUUUCCAUGACCACAGUGGGGUAUGGCGACAAAGCUCCAAAGUCGGUCGUGGCUCGAAUUUUCUCUAUCAUCUGGAUCCUGUUGGGUCUCAUUAUCAUGGCGAUCUUCAUGGCGAACAUCACCUCUGCACUUACAGCUGCUUCCUUGCAACUGGAACCAACUGAUCUUGUCGGUGUCAAGGUUGCAGUGCUGGCCAAUAGUACAGAAUACCAGCAUGCAAUUGAGGAAGAUGCUAAACCAACAGAGUAUUCCAGAAUUGACGACGUCAUUCAAGCUGUGAAAUCAAAGGAAGUAGAUGGAAUGUUACUGGACUGCUUCACAGCUUCCUAUUAUCAGUCAAGAGGCAAAUUAAAAUCACUUAUCACCGUUAAGAAGCUAGAACUUCAAAGGGACACUGGAGUUCUAUUUUCCCAAGAUGCAGAGGAACUGGCAGAGUGCUUAAAUUUUCACCGUUCAAACAUUUUGAAGUCAGUUCAAACUUUUACCGCUACAUAUAAGGUUGCAGUGCUGGCCAAUAGUACAGAAUACCAGCAUGCAAUUGAGGAAGAUGCUAAACCAACAGAGUAUUCCAGAAUUGACGACGUCAUUCAAGCUGUGAAAUCAAAGGAAGUAGAUGGAAUGUUACUGGACUGCUUCACAGCUUCCUAUUAUCAGUCAAGAGGCAAAUUAAAAUCACUUAUCACCGUUAAGAAGCUAGAACUUCAAAGGGACACUGGAGUUCUAUUUUCCCAAGAUGCAGAGGAACUGGCAGAGUGCUUAAAUUUUCACCGUUCAAACAUUUUGAAGUCAGUUCAAACUUUUACCGCUACAUAUAAGCUAACAGAGCAGAAGCCUCCAAGAAACGUCAACCUGUUUGACGAGUCAUCCCCCUUCAUUAAGGAAUUCAUGUACGUAUCAUUUGGCAUCUUAGCUGGAUUGUUCCUGAUUGGAACCCUUUGGGACAUCCUUAUUAGAAAGAAGGGAAGGAUUAAACAGWAUAUYGUAUCAGGUAAGGAUAAACCUUUUAAUGUUACAUUAAAAAGAAGACUCACAUCCUGUUAA